AUGCCGCUGUUUUCGGAACAUAUUUCGAAUAUGUAUUAUAGUGGAACUCCUUCUUAUAGUGCGCCGUAUAGUUAUAGCAGUUCAGUGUCUCCAUAUGGAUCAUCUUACAGUGCAUCUUAUUUAAGCCCGGGUGGUAAUUACAGUUCCCACUCGUCUAUUGGCGCCUACUCUCGAACACCCCUGCCAUCACGAUGGAUAAGUAGUAGCCGAAUUUAUUCACCUAUCUUAAGUACUAUAUCUGAAAAAGGAACUUCUAGUCCAGUAAGAAUAAAUAGUCCUAGGAGGACCCCAAUAACUAAUAGGACUUAUAUUUCAUCGGCGUAUACAGCCCGUCCCAUCAAUAUAAAUACAGCUGAUAUUGAUGUAUCGAGGGACAAAUAUCGCAAUAGAGUAUCAAACUCAAAUCCUAUAACAACUCCCCCUAGGCGACCAAGUCCGUCAACUCAGAAUGAUAAUGGUCACGAUAAACCAAACACUGGUAUUGAUUCUUCACCCGGGCCACAGCGUACCACGAUUAAACGAGACCGAACGGUAGUACGACUUCAUACAAUAAAACGGAAAGAGAGAGAUUCUCCACGGAAACCCGUAGAGCUUUCACAAAAUAAUAUCAAUAGCGUUGAAGUGCCUCUACAUUCAGAAGUUCAAGAAAAACAAGCACAACCAGUUAAAUGGAGAGAAAAAUUAGCCGAUGACUUAACAUUUAAAGUUCAAAAAGAAAAAAAAUCAAUAGGGACCAAGUUAGUUGAAAAGUUUACGCUUAAAGAUAAAGAUGAUAAUAACACAGUUAAUAUUACAAAACAAUCUCCUUCAAGUAAAAAAGAAGAAAAAAUAUUUUUAAUCCAACCAACUAAUGAUACAAGUUCCCAAAAUAAAUCUUUAGGCAGACGUUGUUCUAUGGAACUCUUAGCUGAACAAGCUUGUUUAUUAGAUUCAUUGAUAAGGAGAGAGAAUUUAAGCACUGCACCAUUAGACUUAAGCAAAAUUGGUACUGAAGAAGUAUCUGUCAUUAAUGAAAAGGAAGAAAAAAAUAUCAAAAAGAGAAGGUUAUCUGAUCAUGAAAACCCAUUAACUACUACAAAAUCGGACCAUUCUUUACAUGAUCAUUUCUUAUCUAAAGAUAUCAAAGAUCAAAAAAGUUCUAAAAGACAAAGCCUAAGAAAAUGUUCCUCUGGUGGUAGUAUUUGCAAAUUGGACUGCAUUUCAGAAGUCCCCAAAAGUUCAACGCAAGUAGAUUUGUCUACAAUAAAGGAAAAUAAAGUUUUAAAUAAGAAAUCUAAUAAGAAUCUUAAACCUAAAGUCAAAACUAAAAUUACAUCUACAGUUGAAGUAACGCCACCUAGCACUCCCUUAAAAUUGAUUGUAGAGCAGGUGACUGUGGAAGUAAAACCACGACAGUGUAAAAAAGAAAUAAUAUUUAGUAGUACGAUUGAAGAUGAUAUAGAAGAUAAAAAGUUAGUCAAAGUUUUAGAAGGACAUAGAAAAAGUGUUAAACCAAAAACUAAUAACAAUCAACAGAUAACUUGCUCCUCUGUUGAACCCGAAUUAAAAAUUCAUAACAAGAAGAAGGAACAAAAUUCAAAAACAUCAUUAGGUCAUAGGAAAAGUGUAAAAAUUAAGCCAUGCUUAGAAAGUCCUGAACCAGAAGAUGGAAAUUUUUGGGAUAAAAUAGGUAAAAGAGAAACAAUAUAUUUGAUUAAAAGGAAACAAGACAUAGAAGAAAACAAGGAGAAAAAUAAACGUUCUUUAUUUUGGUUUCCCGAAGAUGAGGAGUCUACAACCGAAAACUUGGUUGUGAAUGUUCAAGAAACUUCGACUGGGAAAGAAGUUACUAAUAUGAUUUCUAGUGAUUCAGAAAAAUUGUCGCAAUCUGUUCCACCCAUCACAGCUCAAAUUUCAGACAGUAAAAUUCAUCAUAGGAAUGAAAUAAUUCAAGAGAGUGAAGAAUCAAAUCUCACAAAGCUAAUAUGUGAUAGCAAAUUAAAUAAUAAUAAACAAAGUAUUCAAUGUAAAGAAAACAUUUGUAAUAGUAGCAAUGUUAGCAUUGCUAAAAUAAAUGUAAGUGAUGAUAGUGAAAAGACUGAAACCCAGACUGUGCUUACUAAUAACAAUAUUUCUGAGACAGAAAGAAGUGCAAAAAUAAUUGAAGACGAUUCAUCAUUGAAAACUAAACCAUCGGACCCAUCAAAAAGUACUUUAGGAAGCAAGGAAUCAAACGAAAUUGAAAACAUAAUACCAAGCGAAUUUAAGGAAAAAGUUGGAAUUUCUAAAGAAUCUGAUGGUAAACAAUUAAGUAAGAGCUUAGAGUCAAGUGACAUUGGGCAUUUAUCACAAUCAAAAAUUACAUCCUCCCUCGUUGACAUGUGCAAUAAAACAGAAGAUUCAAAGGCAGUGGAAGUUAAAUCUGAUAAAAUAAAAACAGAAUUAAACUCCACUCAAAUAAAUAUGAAAAAGUUACCACAAAAUAAACCAAAAGAUAUAAUUGAUAAAUUAAGCAAUUCAAAACAAGACCUUAAAUUUAAAGAUAAGGAUAAUCUUUCAGAGGUGAAAACAGUUCCCUGUGAUGAUUCAAAAGAAAUUAGAAAAUCAAUUAUUUAUACUGAUACUGAAUCUAAUUCAGAUGUUCAGUUAGGUGAAAACAGUGUGGCUGUUCCCACUACCAAUACUGCCAAUGCUGAGUUAGGAAAUUUAUGCAAGUAUAAACCUGAAAAAGUGUCCACAGUAGAUUCUGAUUCAAAUCAAGAGGAAAAAAUGAUCGAUAAUAUUAGUCAUAUAAUCACGGAUACAGAUAUUGUGAAAGAAUCAACAUUAGUCGAAAGUAAUGAACCAGAAGUAUCAUUGGCUACUUCGAUUCCUUCAACGAGUUACGAUAAAUCAGAAAACUUAUUAGUGAGUGAUAAUACAAAUAUACCUGACAGAGAAAGCACUCAAGACGGUGAUGUCCAAAAAGAGUCUUCAAUUCGGAAAAACGUAGAAACAGUUGAAGCAUCAAAAGAUACUCCAGUGACAAUUAUAAAAGAUGAAAAUUCAGCUACACCUGCACCUUCAGGGCUUAUCGCACAGUUUGCACCUAAAAAACCAGUAAAAGAAGAAAGAGCACCAAAAGUUUUAAUAGCUACACCUAGACCUCUUCAAAAGAGGAAACCACAAGUGAUUCACUCCUCAUCUUCAUCAUCAUCUUCAACAUCCGAUGAUUCGACGGAUGAAGAAGAUGAUGCUUCUGAAGAAUCAGAAUCAAGUGAAACUUCUGCCGAAUUUUGCGAAUGUGAAAACAAUCCCGAUGGACGAACUUCGACGGGUUCUAAUGAUUCAGGAUUCGAUUCAUCGGCACCGACAUCUCCUUCGUUCAUUUAUGCAAAGAAAGUGUCUAGGAAAAUGUCUUCUAUAAUUGUUAUAGACUGCGAUGUGAACUGUCAUCGAAAAUGUGAAAAACUUACUGCAAAUUUAUGCGGAGUAAAUCAACGGCUAUUGGUUGAAGCUUUAGCAACUCGAACAACGUCGAAAGGAGGUGGAGACCCCAGCACCUCAACAGCUUCUGCACCAACACAUACAUAUACCCAUGACGUCUUAGAACAAGAGUUGGAACAUUCGACGGCGUACGAACUAUUCAGAAAAACUGGUCGGUUUACGCCACCAGCCAGGUCCAUCCCGAGGUUCAGAAAGUACACAAUCGAAGAUUUUCAAUUUAUUAAAGUACUAGGCAAAGGAAGCUUUGGAAAGGUCAUGUUAGCUGAGCUGCGUGAUACUGAAUAUUAUUAUGCAGUUAAAUGUUUGAAAAAAGACGUUGUAUUAGAAGACGAUGACGUAGAAUGCACGCUUAUUGAAAGGAAAGUUCUUGCUCUUGGUACAAACCACCCCUACUUGUGUCACCUGUUCGCUACUUUCCAGACAGAUUCUCAUCUAUUUUUCGUAAUGGAGUACCUGAACGGUGGUGAUUUAAUGUUCCACAUUCAACAAAGCGGACGGUUUCCGGAAGCGAGGGCGCGGUUUUACGCGGCUGAAAUCGUGUCGGGGCUUAAGUUCCUUCAUAAAAGAGGAAUUGUUUACAGGGAUUUGAAACUGGAUAACAUACUAUUAGACUUUGACGGACACGUGCGGAUAGCAGACUUCGGCAUGUGCAAGUUGCAGAUAUACCUCGAAAAGACUGCGGACACGUUCUGCGGCACUCCAGACUAUAUGGCUCCUGAAAUAAUCAAAGGCCUUAAAUACAAUCAAACAGUUGAUUGGUGGUCAUUUGGCGUAUUAUUAUACGAGAUGUUGAUCGGUCAGAGUCCGUUCAGCGGUUGCGAUGAGGACGAGCUAUUCUGGUCCAUUUGCAAUGAAAUGCCGUCUUACCCGCGCUUCUUGUCAAAAGACUCUCUCAGCAUAUUAACUAGGCUCUUGGACAAAGAUGCGCGAACACGUCUCGGCGGCGCGGAGUGUAUGCACGGCGACAUUCGUGACCAGGAAUUCUUCCAGCCGAUACAUUGGGAGCGGCUCGAGCGGCGCGAAUUAGACGCGCCCUUCAAACCACGAGUGAGACAUCCAAUGGACACACAAUACUUCGACCGCGCGUUCACCGGCGAGCGCCCGCGCCUCACCGCGGUAGAACCACAAGUCCUUCGUUCUAUGGAUCAAGAACCGUUUAGAGGUUUCUCAUACACUAAUCCAAACGCUACUGAUCGC
Messenger RNA from Brenthis ino (lesser marbled fritillary), 4662 nucleotides. The record is from the annotation of a GenBank genome assembly. NCBI's taxonomy places the organism in Eukaryota, Metazoa, Arthropoda, Insecta, Lepidoptera, Nymphalidae.